GAUAUUUGGCAAUCCGUUGGUACCUGCUACAUUUGCUUUCUCCUGGUGUUGAAAGACUUUAACUCGCGGUGCUCAAAUUUUCGGCAGAAUUAAAUAACGGAUAAGUAAAGCGAAAUAACGGACAUGGUUUUGGUGAAAUGUGUGGUUAUUCAUACUGUCUUUUGAGGAGGGUGUCCAACACAGAGCUGUAGUUUCUCUUCAAGAGGCAAGGAAUGCAAUCUGAGCAUCAAUGUUUCACUGGGGCAAGUGGAAGAAGAGGAUGGGAGCCAAUAGUUCUUCAAAGAGACCAGUUUUCGAUGAAAAGGAAGAUGUGAACUUUGACCACUUCCAGAUAUUGCGGGCCAUUGGGAAAGGGAGCUUUGGAAAGGUAUGCAUUGUGCAAAAGAGGGACACGGAGAAGAUGUACGCCAUGAAGUACAUGAACAAACAGCAGUGCAUAGAGAGAGAUGAGGUCCGAAACGUCUUUAGAGAGCUUGAGAUCCUACAGGAAAUUGAACAUGUUUUUUUAGUAAAUCUCUGGUACUCAUUCCAGGAUGAGGAGGACAUGUUCAUGGUGGUGGACCUCCUGCUAGGAGGAGACCUCCGCUACCACCUGCAGCAGAGCGUCCAGUUCAGCGAGGACGCUGUCAAACUCUACCUCUGUGAGAUGACACUGGCGCUGGACUACCUUCAGAGCCAGCACAUCAUCCAUAGAGAUGUCAAGCCAGACAAUAUCCUGUUGGAUGAGCAAGGUCACGCUCACUUGACAGACUUCAACAUCGCCACAAUAAUAAAGGAUGGAGAGAGAGCCACAGCCUUAGCUGGGACAAAGCCCUACAUGGCCCCAGAGAUCUUCCAGUCCUUUGUAAGUGGAGGAACGGGCUACGCCUUUGAAGUAGACUGGUGGUCACUAGGGGUGACAAUCUUCGAAGUGCUGCGUGGAUGGAGGCCCUAUGAUAUCCACGCCAAUAACUCGGUGGAGUCCCUGAUUCAGCUCUUCAGCACAGUCAGUGUGCAGUACAGCCCAGCUUGGCCCAAGGAUCUGGUUUCCCUCUUGAGGAAGUUACUGACAGUGAACCCAGAGCAUCGUUUCUCCAGCGUGUCUGACAUGCAGACAUCUCCCUACCUCGCUGACGUCAACUGGGAUGCUGUAUACGAGAAGAAGAUGGAGGCUGGAUUUGUUCCUAAUAAAGGUCGUCUCCACUGCGACCCCACCUUUGAGCUGGAGGAGAUGAUCCUGGAGUCGCGUCCACUUCACAAGAAGAAGAAGAGGCUGGCCAAGAACCGGUCUCGAGACAACAGCAAGGAUUCGCAGUCCGAGAAUGACUACCUACAGGAGUGCCUUGAAGUGGUGCAGCAAGAGUUCAUGAUCUUCAACCGUGAGAGGUUGAAAAAGCGUCAGGAGGAGGGUCAGUCAGAGGCUGGGGGUGACGAUGCCAGUGGAGAUGGGGACAGAGAGGCUGAAGCCGUGGCCACUGAUGAUGACGCACCUGAGCCAGACCCCGACCCUGGUCCUGAGCCGGAGCCCGAGUCCUCUUCCAAGCUGAGCAUGUGCGGCUCGGUCUGCUCCUCCCCUGGCAGCUGCUAGCACCACAUCGCCUCACAGUGACGAUCGCAGGUCUCUCUGGCUGCUGCAGUGUUUGUGCCAUGCCGAUAGAUACGUUCUCACCUCUCUCCUGUAUUGUAGCUAGGAGCGGAGGAAAACACACAGCAGGGCGAUUUGAAGCACAGCAGGACCUAAAAUGGCUCCCACCAUUUCCCUUAUCUCUUUGUUUUGUUUUGUUUGUUUUUUUGUAGCAUCCUUCCGGUAAGGCAUGAAUGAAGCAGAUUUCCAGAGAGUCCCCACCUACUGUAUGUGUCCACCCUAGAGUAAGCUCUAACUUCUAUGCAAUGUUACAGUAUAGCAUGACAAAUAAGGUAUCACUUAAUAGGAGGUGUUGUUCAGGAGCGGAAACCUCCACGAGCAUGAUGACAUCCCGAGCAAUGGCAGUCCACGUUUUUUUGUUGGGAUGGUGGUUUUGGCGGCGGCGCCUCCCCUCUCAGCCUUCCUGUUCAAAAUCUGAUGGGGACAACUGAAUUAUUCAGCACACACAGGCACUCAGUUUAUGUUAUUGCUUGUGUCUUCAGUUCACUCUUCCCCUCAGCCUGUCUCAUCUAACGUGUGCCCUAAUUCGGAAAAAUAGUUCUUCAUUCUCUCCUGGAGCGCCUUCCUCCUGUUGCAACACCUCUCUGAGGCACUUUUACAGUAAGCGUUCAUGGCUGUUUUCAGUCGGGCCAAGGCGGUGUGGCUGGUUUCAUGUUGUAAACCUGUUUAAAGUGGUGCCUGAUAAUCAGUAUUUGUUAAUCACAUUGUAGCCAUGGAUGCAUUAUAGGUCAGAAUGCUAGUUUCUUCUUUGUCCAAGCUUUUUUUUAGGAUGACAAGGUACGGUGAUUUAUGGGAAAUCAGUGCAACAAUCAUAAUGAAAGGUUUUGCUUGUCACUGUGUCUGUAAUGGUUACCAAGAUGUAGUAUUUUAGCCCUGUGUCGUGCUCUGAUUCAGAGAGCAUCCAGAAACUCUGCUCUGGGGAAUAAAUACCAAUCAGCAACAAUCACAUCCUUUAAUAAUCUAUUAGAGAACUCUGUUUGCUUCACUGGACUCCAUCGUCUCUUUAAGUGCUUGGUUAGUAUAAAGAUCAUCUCCCCGUAGAGUUUGUUUGGGGGCUGUACUUAAAUGUGUAGCUGUGCCCUGUUGGAACUUCAAACUGUAUAGACGAACUAGUCGAUAACUGUCAUCGUGAUAGUGGUACAUUUAAGGUGGCACCGUCAAUCUCAGUCUGAACGACUGGGAACAUGUAGCAAAAGUCCACCUUAAAACCCUAAGGCCUAAUAAAAUGAAAACCAUGUAAAUAGCAUACAGUGUAGGGUAAUUAAACUCGCCACAGUUUUAUGUGGGACUGCGAACUCGACAUAUAAACUAAAGGAAGAGCCGUGUGAAGCUGCGUGCUGCUUCAUUCUUCUCUUCUUUCCAAGUGUGCGGGCACAACUUGUAGGCAAAAUAUGCCAAAGCUUUUCUACCAUUUGCAUAACCAUUUCUAAGGAACUUUGAGUGUGUGAAUGUAUGUCUCUUUUCCCAGUAUAACAUAAAGUCAAUGUUCCUUCUGCAAGUGAAAAAAUACUAUCAUUUAUACAAUAAUAUUGUGAUGAUGUAUAAAGUAUAUAUUUCAGGUAAGGGGGUAGACCUCAAAGUAAGUUUUGGGAAGUACGCCUGUUCACUGUCAAGAAUAAAAUGAGAAGAUUGACACCACCACUCAGAGAACUGAGCUGCAGCUGAGAGGCAGUUAGCCUAGCUUAGCAUAAAGACUGAAGGCAGGGGUGAAAAAUCCACUUACUAGGGCACCUAAAGCUCACUAAUUAACAUGUUGUGUGUAGUGUGUUUAAUCUAUACACAGUAAUGUUAAAAUGACAAUUAAGUUCAGGGGAAUUCUCAAGCUCUGUUUGCCAAACAACAGCCAG
Molecule: messenger RNA, 3471 nt
Organism: Seriola dumerili (greater amberjack)
Lineage: Eukaryota; Metazoa; Chordata; Actinopteri; Carangiformes; Carangidae
Gene: stk32c
Product: serine/threonine kinase 32C
Exons: 12
Coding region: 230-1567 (445 amino acids)
Biological process (GO): G protein-coupled receptor signaling pathway; protein phosphorylation; regulation of signal transduction
Molecular function (GO): ATP binding; G protein-coupled receptor kinase activity; G protein-coupled receptor binding
Source: RefSeq, a predicted model, not a curated record